Messenger RNA from Aureococcus anophagefferens, 561 nucleotides. RefSeq lists its product as hypothetical. Lineage: Eukaryota; Pelagophyceae; Pelagomonadales; Pelagomonadaceae. Gene Ontology annotation, biological process: triglyceride biosynthetic process. Gene Ontology annotation, cellular component: endoplasmic reticulum membrane. The transcript has a single exon. The record is from RefSeq and is a predicted model, not a curated record. Gene Ontology annotation, molecular function: diacylglycerol O-acyltransferase activity. The coding region runs from base 1 to 561 and encodes 186 amino acids.
AUGGACGUGCCGACGGCCGCGGCUUCCGUGAUCCGCCUGCUGCCGCUCCUCAAGGACAUCAUCGGCAUCUUCGGCAUCGUCGACGCCGCGGGCAAGGUGCUCAGCGAGCGGCUGAAACGGCGCAAGGGGUCCUGCGUCAUCUACGUCGGCGGCAUGGUCGAGCUCUUCCACAGCACGCCGAAGCGCGAGACCGUCUUUUUAAAGAAGCGCAAGGGCUUCGUGAAGAUCGCCCUGCGCACGGGCGCGGACCUCAUCCCCAUCUACUCCUUCGGCAACACGACGGUGCUCGAGGCCUUCAAGUCGGGUCCGCUCGCGUCGCUGUCCCGGAAGGUCGGCGUCUCCGUGACCGUGUUCUGGGGACGGUGGUUCCUGCCCAUCCCCAAGCGCGUGAAAUUGGUCUACGCGCGGGGGCGGCCCCUCGGCUUGCCCCACAUCGAGCACCCGACGGACGCGGACGUGGACAAGUACCACGCGCUCUACUGCGCGAAGCUCGUCGAGCUCUUCGACAACUACAAGAAGUUCAACCCGGACUACGCGGAGAAGACGCUCCACAUCGAGUAA